Messenger RNA from Sporisorium graminicola, 1005 nucleotides. RefSeq lists its product as uncharacterized. The coding region runs from base 1 to 1005 and encodes 334 amino acids. The transcript is spliced from 2 exons. Gene Ontology annotation, molecular function: protein binding. The record is from RefSeq and is a predicted model, not a curated record. NCBI's taxonomy places the organism in Eukaryota, Fungi, Basidiomycota, Ustilaginomycetes, Ustilaginales, Ustilaginaceae.
AUGGACUACUUUCGACACCUCGGUCGGGGGGGCUGUUCUUCAUCCUCCUCCGCUGCUUUCUCCUCCGCUGCCGCCGAAGCAGCGACGACGAAGCGCGAAUCGGCAGCAACGAUGCGCCAAGACUCGCCCAUCUCGGACAUCGACGACACGGCACCCGGCGACGGCGCGAAAGGCGACAUCACGAUCGAUGCGGGCAUCCGGGCUGUCCUCGAGGCCGCGAAGCUCGCUAACGCCACCACUGCCGCCACUGCUGUCGCUGCCACUGCCGCUUUUGCCGAACAGCAGGCUCCUACGCUUCCUAGCAGCUUCAUUCAGCAGCCUGAUGUCGUGGAGGAAACAGAGUCGCUGGUCAAGGCCGAGCAGAGCGGCGCUGUUGGUGUCCGAGGCGGCGGUGCUCAGGGCGGGCGAAACGAUGACGAGGAGGACGAUGUGAUGAUGGUCGAUGAGGCUCUGGGGGAGCAGAAGGAGAAACCCCAGAAGCAGCAGCAGCAGCAGCAGCAGCAGCAGGGAGCAGAGGAGGCGGAGAUGGACGAAUUGGAGGACGACGACGUUGGCGAUAGUGCCGUGUGCGAGAAGGAUGGACCGCGGAGUGUGCGCGAACAGCAUCCAUCGCCUGAACCUGUUUCUCAGUCUCCCGGAAACGAAUCCGCUGACACCACGCUCGCCACCACUACCACCACCGCUAUCCCUUCCCCUGCACCUAUUCAUCCACACGCCCGCACCACGCACCCCGACGCCCGCGCCAUCAUCUCGAUCAACAUCCGAGACGCCAACAACUACGACACCUACUUCCACUGCCGACCUGAUACCAAGCUAGCCAAGCUGCUGCACGCGUACGCUGACCGGUACGACGUGGACAUUAGCAAGAUGCGCUUCGUCUCGGAGCACGGCGUGCAACUGCCCAAGGCAGACCGCACGGCAACGGUGCGCAGCGCGGGGCUGGCGGACGGCGACGAGAUCGACGUCAUGCUCGAGCAGAUCGGCGGGGCUGGUGCUCGUGCUUAG